AUGUCCUCUAGAAACUCUUUAGAAGACACUAUACAUGCAUUUAUAGAGGCAAAAAGUAAGACUAACCAAAAGUUUGAGACUAUGAUCACCCAAAUUGUUGAAGAAAACAAGGAAAUAAAAUCUCAUAUGUCCAAACUAACUAAUGCCUUAGCUGUAAGAGAGUGUGAAAAAUUCUCAGCACAAGCUCAACCGAACCCUAGGGGGCAACACAUGGUACAAACUUUAGGAUCAGAAGAGACCAACUUGAAGGAAGUGAAUCCCAUAACCACUAGAUAUGGAAAGGUCAUAAAACCAACCCCCAAACUUAGGGAAAGUGAGAAGGAUCCCAGUAGCAUAGAAGAGAGCACCCCUAGUGAGGAGGCAGUGAAAAAUCCAUCUAGAGUGCCCUUUCCUCAAGCCCUCAAGUCGACCUCGAAAUCUUCUAGUCAACACAGUGAAAUCCUAGAGCAUCUCAAGAAAGUAAAAGUCCAUCUACCUCUCUUACACACGAUUUCCCAGGUCCCUACAUAUGCUGAAGUCCUUAAGGACUUGUGUACUAUAAAACGGAAGCACCAUGUCAAGAAAACCGCCUUCUUGAUUGAACAUGUGAGUGCUGUAAUUGAACAAAAAGUCCCGCCAAAGUAUAAGGACCCCGGUUGUCCUACUAUUUCUUGUAUCAUAGAGAACCAUGAGAUUGCACAAGCUCUCCUCGACUUAGGGACUAGUGCCAACAUGUCUAGAUGA
This is a messenger RNA of Olea europaea var. sylvestris, 723 nucleotides long. RefSeq lists its product as uncharacterized. The transcript has a single exon. NCBI's taxonomy places the organism in Eukaryota, Viridiplantae, Streptophyta, Magnoliopsida, Lamiales, Oleaceae. The coding region runs from base 1 to 723 and encodes 240 amino acids. The record is from RefSeq and is a predicted model, not a curated record.